GGUACGAAAUUCCUGGGUGCCAACCUGCCUAUGGCAACCUAGAAUUCUCCAGGGCAGGCUCGCAAAAUCUUCACCUACUCUCUGGGACAGCACUUUGCAAGAACAGAAGGGGGAAUUACGAAAGCGUCUCUCGUACACUACCCAUAAGCUGGAAAUGCUUGAAACGGAAUUCGAUUCUACGCGUCAGUACCUGGAAAUAGAAUUGAGACGUGCUCAGGAGGAACUUGAAAAAGUAACUGAAAAACUGCGAAGGAUACAAAACAAUUACCUAGCCUUACAAAGAAUUAAUCAGGAUCUGGAGGAUAAACUCUACAGAAUGGGUCAACAUUACGAAGAGGAAAAACGAGCUCUGAGCCAUGAAAUAAUUGCACUCAAUAAUCACUUAAUAGAGGCCAAGGUGACAAUAGAUAAGUUGUCAGAAGACAAUGAGCUCUAUAGGAAGGACUGCAAUUUAGCUGCUCAGUUGCUCCAGUGCAGCAAGAAUUACGACAGGGCACAUAAACUUUCAGAGUUGCCAUCUGACUUUCAGGAAAGAGUCAUACUGGAGAAACCAGAUCCAAACAGCUUGUCUUCACGCUUGUCAAGCCCAUCUACAAGGGAUCUCAAUUUUCAGGACUCUGCUGGAAAAGUUGGACAAACACCCCAGUACAAGACUGAUAUCUACUGCAGUGACACAGCCCUUUACUGCCCUGAGGAGAGGAGGAGGGAGAGGAGGCAAAGUGUGGACACACAGGUGAAAGACGUGGGGUUCCUGCGGUCCCAGAACUCCACGGACAGCACUGUUGAAGAAGAUGGUUUCCAUUCCAGCUUCUCUCAUGAAGCCUUCCCAGAGUACAUUACCUCUCUGCCAACCUCCAGCUCCUAUUCCAGCUUCAGCGUCACCUCUGAGGAGAAGGAGAACGCCCAAGCCAACACACUGACAGCCUCUCAGCAAGCAAUCUACAUGAGCAACAGAGAUGAACUGUUUGAGAGAAAGUCACCUGCAGGUUAUGAGCAUCAGGGAAGCCCUAGGUUCGCCAAGCCCAAACAGGCGCAGCACAUGGAACUCGCCGACGACAACGAGAACUCACCCACUUUUACUAGGACUCUGCCUCCGUAUGCAAACGAACCUUUUCAUUUCUCAGCCAUAACACCCCAGCAGGCUUUAGCCAACCAGAAAAUGAGGAACGAGUGCAGGAGCACACACCUUUCAGAAGAAGACUUGCCUGGACGGUGGAGGCAGUUGAGCGUGGAGGACAUUGGUGCAUACUCCUACAGGAAUGCUGGGAGGCUGUCACCCUGUAGUUUUUCAGAGCAGUACUACAGCAGCCCCAUUAAGAAGGGGGACAGUCGAACAAGCCCCAUCUAUGCUAGUUACAAAGCAGACAGCUGCUCAGAGGGAGACGAUAUCUGCCAAAGCAGACUUGUGGAUUCUUGCUUCCUGAGAACAGACAGUGGCCUGAAUAUUGACAUCAGCACGAGCUGUAAACAGGACAAAUUGCCCACUUACAAAACGAAAGAACCAAGAGACCAAAAAAAUGAAAGGAUCACUGUCCAGUUAUGCGGUAGCAAAAACAUCGAGAAUAGCCCAGUAUUGAAAAGAGAAUAUGUGGACGUAAGUCCCAACAGCUCAGCAGAGUCACUCAACCAGAGUUCAGUGGAGGCUUCAGAAAUCCAUCAGUCUUCCAUGGAUCAAGGAAGCCAUUCGGGGAUUCACAGCAAACAGCAGCAGUUUCAACGGACUGGGAGCACUGGUUUGAGUCGGAAGGACAGCCUUACAAAAGCACAAUUAUACGGAACCCUUCUGAACUAG
This is a messenger RNA of Acanthisitta chloris (rifleman), 1792 nucleotides long. It is a transcript of the gene BEGAIN, whose product is annotated as brain-enriched guanylate kinase-associated. Gene Ontology annotation, cellular component: synapse. The annotation marks the transcript as partial. Lineage: Eukaryota; Metazoa; Chordata; Aves; Passeriformes; Acanthisittidae. The record is from RefSeq and is a predicted model, not a curated record. The transcript has 7 exons.